Molecule: messenger RNA, 2439 nt
Organism: Ruditapes philippinarum (Manila clam)
Lineage: Eukaryota; Metazoa; Mollusca; Bivalvia; Venerida; Veneridae
Product: opioid-binding protein/cell adhesion molecule homolog
Exons: 9
Coding region: 100-1206 (368 amino acids)
Cellular component (GO): neuron projection
Source: RefSeq, a predicted model, not a curated record
UAAUACGGUGAUUAUUAUCAUAUCAUCAUCGUACACUGGUAACAAACAUAACGUUUGAUAAUACGGCGUGUAGAACACCGAGGAACACAUUUUAUAAAAAUGGAUAUAUCUUUAAAUAUUCCGGUCUUGUUUGGUUUCUUAAAAGUAUCUAUAGCAGUUUAUGGUGUAAACCCAUCUAUAGAUUCUCCAGUUACGAAUGUCACUGCAUUAGAAGGUAACACCGUCACUUUGCCUUGUGUUGUAAAAUACCUGGGCGAAUUUAAGGUUGUAUGGAUAAGUCCAUCUUCGGUUGCAUUGACUCUCGAUGAUCGAAGUAUAACGGACGAUGCUCGUUACCUUGUCGAGAGACCAUUUAGCCAAGAAUGGAACUUAAAUAUUAUGAACGUAACACACCAAGACGCUGGGCAAUAUCGCUGCCAGGUAAACACCGUUCCAGUCACGUCAAAAACUGUCAACCUUGCCGUUCUAGUUCCUGCCAAGAUUAUCAAAGAUAUUUCAAGUAGAGAUGUGAUAUUGAAAGAAGGUGAAACAUUGUUUCUACAGUGUAACGCCACAGGGUUUCCGCAGCCUACAGUCAAAUGGUAUAAACUACAAUUGGGACAAAAGCAGGACAUACACCGUUCUGGAGAUGUGUUGAUUAUACCAAACGUGACCAGACAGACGGCCGGUACAUACGAGUGCGUGGCUUAUAAUGGUAAAUCAGACAGCAAGAAAACUAGAGUUAUCGUACAAUUUGCUCCAAAGGUCAGCCUCCUAUCCAAGCGGAUUGGUCAGAAUGUUGGAAAAGAAACCAUCCUGGACUGUAAGAUUACUGCCAACCCGCCUUCAGAUAUGUAUUGGCUAAAGGGCAACACCAAUCUUGACACCCCCAACAAAGGCAAAUACCAGAUGAGACUCUAUGGCAGCAACAUAGACAAUACUGUUAAAACAUUGUCCUUGGCAAUAUCAGACCUACAAAAAGAUGACUUUGGAAACUAUACGUGCUACGCUAGAAAUUCCUUAGGCAAAGAUUUUGACACAGUGUUAGUAUAUGAUUACGCCAUACAUUUCACUACACCCGCAUCAAUUGAUACAAGUCAGACAAAUCUACAGAUCAAUCAUUCUAAAGCUACAGGUUUAUCGGCUGAUGUGUCUAAAGGGAAUCAUUACAUGAUGACGUCAUCAAUUUUAUUACUCUAUAUUACGAUGGUCUUUAUAAUAUUCUAAAUGAAAAAAGCCAACACUUUAUCACAUUUUAUCGACAUAUCUUAAGUAACUAAACAUUAAUGUAGGAAUAGUGAAUAGCUUUACCCCUCACUUUAGUUAGUUAUACUGUUAAUGCAAGUGUACCACGUGACUAAGAAAUUUGUACUGUCACAGGGUAACAGUAUCUUUAACAGUAUAAAAUAUUGUCAAAUGGUCUAUUUUCUAAAGAAAAUAAAUAAAAUCAUCAUAAAAAAUCAUCACACGUACUGUUCGGGUAACAGUAUUUUCCUUGGGAUGAUAUUUUUACUGUUACCCACAAACCCCAUGUGUUAUUUAUAUAAUAAUGCAGCAUGCUGAAAUAGAAGAAUAGGAAGGUUAUAUAGUUGACCUGCUUUAAUUCAAUUAACCCCUAGCCUGCUGAAUGUUAAAAAAGGGACUUAUCCAGCUUCCAUCUUCAAGGUUAAAGCUUUAAACGAAUGUUUCCAUUAUUACAAUUGGUAAUAUGGUCGCAUGUUACUAUAGAAACGUUUGUGUUACAUGUGGCAUCAGAAUAAAAUUCCAGCCGUUUACACAUUUUAUAUAUUUUUUCAUAUAUUUUUUUUCUUCAAAUGUUGUCCCAACAAAUGAGCAACCUAUAAAUGUUAAGCAAAGUUUUUCAUGCAUACAGUAUGACAUUGGAUGCUAUAACAACGAUUUUAUCUAUAUCACAAAAACUUCUUGUUUGUUUUUUAAUUUAAAUUCUACCUUUAGCAGUUUAAUGAAGUUUUUCAGAUUUCCUCUAAUAAUCAAAGACUUUUGUCCCUUAUUUUCGACCUGAUGUUUAUCUGUAUAUAUAUUCUGUAACAUUAUGUAUAUAUAGUGUUGAUAAGACAUACACCACUUUCUUAUCAUAAUCCUUCAUUUUCAAUACGUUGAUGGUAGUUCAUAUUAGCAUAAACAUAGUUGUAAGAUAAGUACUUUCAGCUUUCAUUAUUAAAAUUCUAGUCUACCCCCUUUGGCUUGAGCGAUCGAAAUAUGAGAGAAAAAUGAUGUGAUCCAAGUAGGUUCAAACUUAAAUUCUCAUAGAUUGGCAGCAGACACAUUUUCUCCAAUAUCUUGCUCCCAAUUUAAUAUGUUGAUGAUCUUGUAACUAAAGAAAGUUGAUAGAGCUCAAAAACGUCAGUGUAGUUCUUAAGAUUUUACAUUUUCUUUCUAAAAAUACAUAUUUGUUUACCAUUUUCGUACGAACAGUGCUAAAUAAAUUUAGACAAUUUA